This is a messenger RNA of Aethina tumida (small hive beetle), 886 nucleotides long. Its product is annotated as general transcription factor IIE subunit 2. The record is from RefSeq and is a predicted model, not a curated record. Lineage: Eukaryota; Metazoa; Arthropoda; Insecta; Coleoptera; Nitidulidae. Gene Ontology annotation, biological process: transcription initiation at RNA polymerase II promoter. The transcript has 5 exons. Gene Ontology annotation, cellular component: transcription factor TFIIE complex. The coding region runs from base 17 to 871 and encodes 284 amino acids.
UCUAAUUGUCACAAAAAUGGAUCCAGCUCUCUUACAAGAACAAGAAUUAUUUAAACGAAAACUUUUGAAAAUACCUACUGUGAAAGAAAGGAAAACAGAAAUAAAAUCAGGACUGAAAAGAGAAUCUAAAGAUCGCAAGAGAAGCAACACGAAUAGCACAGCCACACAAGACCUAAAUGCAUAUAAAAGCGCAUCUGGAAGUUCACAGUAUAGAUUUGGUGUUCUCACAAAAAUCGUUAAACAUAUGAAAACGAGACAUCUCGAAGGAGAGACUCAUCCAUUGUCGUUGGAAGAAAUAUUAGAUGAAACCAAUCAAUUAGAUGUGGGAAAUAAGCUGAAGCAGUGGUUGGCCACCGAGGCAUUAACAGAUAAUCCUAAAAUUGAAGUGUCAUUUGAUGGGAAAUUUCAAUUUAAACCUUUAUACAAACUUAAAGAUAGAAAGAGUUUGUUGAAGUUAUUGAAACAGCAGGAUUUGAAGGGAUUGGGAGGGAUUCUUUUAGAUGACGUACAAGAGUCACUGCCUCAGUGCGAGAAAGCAUUAAAGAUGUUGCAAAACCAAAAUGAAAUAUUCUUAAUCAACAGACCAAUUGAUAAAAAGAAUGUUUUAUUUUAUAACGACCGAACUGCAAAUUUGUAUAUAGAUGAAGAUUUUCAAAAACUGUGGAGAUCUGUUGCAGUGGAUGCGAUGGACGAUGAAAAAAUUAAUGAGUAUUUAGAAAAACAGGGGAUCUGUUCGGUAAAGAAUUACUGCCCUAAAAAACUGGUGACACCUAAAAGAAAGAAAGCGGUUCAAAGGAAAAGGAAAUAUAGGAAACCGAGAGACAACGAGCAUUUGGCGAACGUCCUGGAAACUUAUGAGGAUAUGCAGUGAAGCAAAGUAAUUUGU